Salvia miltiorrhiza (redroot sage) is the source of this 3839-nucleotide messenger RNA. RefSeq names its product pentatricopeptide repeat-containing protein At1g56690, mitochondrial-like. The record is from RefSeq and is a predicted model, not a curated record. Lineage: Eukaryota; Viridiplantae; Streptophyta; Magnoliopsida; Lamiales; Lamiaceae. The transcript is spliced from 4 exons. Gene Ontology annotation, molecular function: RNA binding; zinc ion binding; protein binding. Bases 401 to 2656 code for a protein of 751 amino acids. Gene Ontology annotation, biological process: RNA modification.
GGAUGGCAGCAGCAAGCAAGAGUGAAGAGCCAAACUCGAAUUAAACAAAAUUAGGCGCCACUGCGCCACCAUCAACAUUCACCCAAACUCCAUUUUUCUCUCAAACCCUACCUCCGUAACAUCCACAUUUAUUCAAACCAUACAAUACAGGAAUGAAGAGAGAAUCAAUUUGAUUAUACCUGUGCUUAGGAGUUGCAAUGAAAAAAUCGAAGAUAUGAUGCUCUCGCCUCUCUGGUUUCUUCUUCAACUUUAAGUGAUGCAUAUAAAUUUACAAACAAAUACUCACACUUUUAUAUUUCCACUGCAGAGGUCAAUUACAAUACUAGGCUGGCUCAAGUAAAAAAUUGCUGUUGAUUAUAACGUAGCAGAGGCGGAGAGACUGCACCAAACGCAGCGAGAGAUGGCGGCGCUUCAGCCGUUGAUUCGCAUUGCCGCUGCUUCGUCGAAACUGGACUCAAUUCCAUUUCUUUUCUUUAACCUCCGAUCCUUUUGUUGCUCCUCCGCCGGUGCAGUGGAAGCCAUUGGCGCGGUACAUAUCCAAAAGUGCUUCAGAAUUCAGUAUCGAGGAUAUUGUACUUGCACCGACAUGUCAACUGCUUCUCAAAUCACUUAUUAUGUCCGCCUGGGUGAUAUUGAAAUGGCACGAAAAUUGUUUGAUCGAACUCCACAAAAAACUAUUGCUUCAUGGAACUCUAUAAUAUCUGGCUACUUUCAGUACUGCCAGCCGAAUGAAGCACAAUGCUUGUUUGAUGAAAUGCCAGAAAGGAAUACAGUUUCUUGGAAUGGAUUAAUUUCUGGGUACAUAAAGAAUAGGAUGGUAAAGAAAGCGAGAGAAGUAUUUGAUCUAAUGCCUGAAAGAGAAAAGAAUGUCAUAUCCUGGACUGCCAUGGUUAGAGGGUAUGUUGAAGAGGGGAUGGUUCGGGAGGCAGAGGCAUUGUUUUGGCAGAUGCCAGAGAAGAACGUUAUAUCAUGGACAGUAAUGCUGAAUGGGCUGAUCCGUGAAGACAGAAUAGAUGAGGCUCGAAGACUCUAUGAUCUGAUGCCUGUGAAGGAUGUUGUCGCCAGAACUACUAUGCUAGGAGGGCUAUGCUCGAAAGGUCAGUUGGAUGAGGCACGGGAGAUUUUUGAUUGCAUGAAGCAGAGAAAUGUAGUUUCGUGGACAACAAUGAUCUCAGGUUAUGUACAGAAUGGGAAGGCAGAUAUUGCUAGGAAACUCUUUGAGGUCAUGCCUGAAAAAAAUGAAGUCACUUGGACGGCAAUGCUUAUGGGCUACAUUCACUGUGCGAGGACUGAGGAUGCGUGGGAGCUUUUCAAGGCUAUGCCAGUCAAAUCAGUAGUCGCUUGCAAUGCAAUGAUUAUUGGGUUGGGCGAGAAUGGAGAAGUUUCCAGAGCAAGGAAAGUUUUUGACCUGAUGAGAGAAAAGGACAAUGGAACCUGGGAGGCUAUGAUUAAGAUUUAUGAGCGGAACGGGUUUGAAUUAGAGGCACUUGGUCUGUUUCGUGUGAUGCAGAGUGAGAGAGUUAAACCACAUUUCCCAUCAUUAAUCAGUGUUCUUUCGAUUUGUGCCAGUCUUGCCACUCUGGAUCACGGUAAACAGAUUCAUGCCCAAGUAUUGAGGUCUAAAUUUGAUGAUGAUGUAUAUUUGUCAUCUACUUUGAUGACUAUGUAUAUGAAAUGUGGUGAUGUUUUCAGGGCGAAAGUAGUAUUUGAUAGAUCUCGGUGCAAGGAUAUAGUGAUGUGGAACUCUCUUAUUAGUGGUUAUGCUCAACAUGGCUUGGGGGAUGAGGCUCUGCAAGUGUUUAGAGAAAUGGAUUUAUCAGGUAUUCAAGCAGAUGAUAUUACAUUCAUUGGAGUUCUAUCCGGUUGCAGUUACAGUGGAAAAGUGAAGGAAGGGAAGGAAAUAUUUGAGUCCAUGAAGCCAAAGUAUAUGAUUGAACCAACCACUGCGCACUAUGCUUGCAUGGUUGAUAUGCUUGGGCGAGCCGGCCAACUGAAUGAGGCGUAUAAUUUGAUAAAUGAAAUGCUUGUAGAGGCGGAUGCAAUUGUUUGGGGUUCUCUGAUGGGUGCAUGUAGGAACCACAUGAAUUCUGAUCUUGCAGAAGUUGCUGCGAAGAAACUUGCGCAACUUGAGCCCCAAAAUGCUGGUCCUUUUGUCCUAUUAUCAAAUAUUUAUGCGUCCAAAGGUAGAUGGGACGAUGUUGCUAAGUUGAGGAAGAAAAUGAAGUGUAGGAAGGUGAGCAAAUCACCUGGUUGUAGUUGGAUUGAGGUUGAGAAAGAAGUGCAUAUGUUCACUGGUGGAGAGAGCACACCUCACCCUGAACAUGCUUUGAUUAUUAAAAUGUGGGAGAAUCUAAGUGGAAUGUUAAGAGAAUCUGGAUAUAGCCCUGAUGGAGCCUUUGCCCUCCAUGAUGUGGAAGAGGAAGAAAAGGAACUAAACUUAAGACAUCACAGUGAAAAGUUGGCUGUGGCGUUUGGACUUAUGAAGUUGCCUGACGAGGUACCUAUUCGAGUUAUGAAAAACCUGAGAGUUUGUGGGGAUUGCCAUACGGCUAUUAAGUUAAUCUCGAAGAUCACUGGACGUGAGAUUAUCCUGAGGGAUGCAAAUCGAUUUCAUCAUUUCAAAGAUGGACUUUGUUCCUGCAAAGAUUAUUGGUGAUUGAUUUUUCUUUUCAGUCUUAUCCUUUGCACAGCAUGGUAAAGAGAAAAAUUCAAAGGACAGUGCGCAUCUGGAACACCUUGGGUUUCUAGGUGUUGCCGAUGAUGCUUUAUUCAUAGAAGUUGACAUCUAGUGCUGCAUAUGGGGUUGUGGCAAGUCAAGCUAUGAGAUGCUUGGUUGGUAUUUUGAAGUGCAUGGGUGACUGGAUGAACAAACAAUUGUGGAUUCCUGACACUCACUCUCUAAAUAAACUUGAAGUUGUGGAUAACAGUUCUGAUCCUGGAAGUGCUCCUCUGGCAAACGCAGAUGGCAAUGUAGAUGAAUCAUCCGAAGCAUCAGAUAGUCACUCUGAAGCAAGUGAAGUUUCUGAUGUCUUAAAAAUUGAGCAGCAUCGUGCAUAUAUAUAAACUUGAACUUCAGGAGGGCAUCUCUCUAUUUAAUCGUAGUCCCAAGAAAGAUAUUCAGUUCCUGAUAAAUGCUAAUAAGGUGGGGGACUCUCCAGAAGAGAUAUAUAGCAGCGUUCCUUAAGAAUGCUCCUGGCUUAAAUAAAAGUCUGAUAUUUGGGUGAAAGGGAAGAUUUAUCACUGAAAGUGAUGCAUGCAUAUGUUGAUUCCUUUGAUUUUCAAGAUGUGGAGUUUGACGAGGCAGUAAGACUCUUCCUACAAGGCUUUAGACUUCCAAGUGAAGCACAGAAGAUCGAUCGUAUUAUGGAAAAGUUCGCUGAACGGUACUGCAAAUGUAAUCCAAAAACCUUAAUUUAUAAGUGCCGACACAGCUUAUGUGCUUGCCUACUCUGUUAUAAUGCUCAGAUGCACAUAACCCUAUGGUUAAGAUUAAGAUGUCAGCUGAGGAUUUCAUAAGGAACAAUCGUGGAAUUAAUAGAUGAUGGGGACUGGUGAUAACCUUAUGAAAAACAUGCAGGAGCAAUUCAAAGAAAAGGCUAGCAAAUCCGAGUAAGACUUGAUGUGCAGGUGCAGCUGACAACUAGAGGAUGCUCUAUCACUAUUUCCUUGCUUCUCAUUGGCCCCAUCUUCUUUACUUGAGACAUAGCCUUUAUAAAUCUCAUCCCAUUUUAUACUCGCAUGACACAUAAUUAAGUUACUCCUGCAGAUAGUUUAGCAAAUGAUGGUUAGGAUUUGAUAAAUUCAAUAAUACCAGAAUAACAAGAUUUAAAAUAUUUCAA